Molecule: messenger RNA, 525 nt
Organism: Letharia columbiana
Lineage: Eukaryota; Fungi; Ascomycota; Lecanoromycetes; Lecanorales; Parmeliaceae
Exons: 1
Coding region: 1-525 (174 amino acids)
Source: RefSeq, a predicted model, not a curated record
AUGGUCAUCGUGCCGCAACUGUCCCACAAAAUGCAUGCCAGCCCAGCGAAGCGAAAGCCUACAUCAAUAUCGAAGGAGAGGAAGAAGAAGAAGGAAAGAAGGAAAAGAGGCACCGAUGUCGCUACUGGCGAAACAAUACAAUUCGAGGACUACGGCCUCAGACUAUCUACGAGCCGUUGGCGAGCAUAUGGAACUAAAGAGGAAGAGUCGCGAUUUGGAGAGAUUGGGCCAAUUGGUACAAUCCUAGCUGGUGCAACGAAGACAGGGAAAAAGGACGCGGGUCAUACAAGGGGUCGAAAGCGUUCAUUUUGGUCGCAGCGCUGCCCAGAUGUUGCAGCAAUAUUGGGUGUAACGCGAAUGAUUAUGAGGCAGACUCGAUGCGCUGGAAUUGAGGCGUGUAAGGAUGAACCUGGUAUACAAGCAACCACAUGUUUAACAUUCCAGUCCAUGAGACUUGAAUAUACCUCGUUGCUUGAAGUGAUGGCGCGCCUAGGGAUCAUAAGCGAUUCAAGCAGCGCCGGAUAG